AUGUUGUUCUCCAAGGCGCCCCGGGCAGCUUCUACGAGGAUGAAAAGAUAUUCCAAAGAAGGAAAUGCUACUCCUUUUGCCCCGUUCCUGCUGCCGCCGGAGGAAGACGAGGAAGAAGACGAGGACCACAUCCAGAUGGAGCUGCAGUCGGAUUGCUAUAAGAAUUCGGACCACGAUAAUAUUAACAUGAGCGUCGAGAUGGCCCCCGCAGGAGAACAAGAUGCGCCACGAGGUCUGCAGCAAACAGGGAAUAGAGACGACGUUAUCACAAAAGAACCGGAAAAGAACGGCGACGAACUUCUAGUAGAGGCGGUACAGACCACAACCACAGCCGGUUUGUUCAGCACUAAAAGUACAACUAGCAAGAAAGCCGAUGAAGGAGCUCCUUCAUCUGCAUCUUCGGACAAUGAACAUAUUAAACCAGCCGCGAAAAACAUAUUAUCAAAUGCAGUUCUUCCACCUCCACCACCGAGAUUGAAGAGCUCUGGCCGUCGAAUGUUGCCCCCCUCGUCCAAAAAUAUCAAUAGAGCCACUACUACGAAGAGGAACAAGGAAGUCACCGUUGCGCCAGCGGCCUCGCAGAACAAGAAACAACCGAUUGUUGCGUCGACGGAAACUACUGCUGCGGCGGACAAAAAUCCUCCCGCGGAGCUGACGAAGAGCACAAUAAAGACAACGGAAAAUGAUCAAGAAGUGAAAAUGGUCCGAGAGGAGCAGGGAUAUCGAAAUCCGAAAGGCUCGACAGAAAUUCUAGACGAGAAUAUUUUGCCCGAGCAGCCGUCUGCGUCUUCUAUCGAGCCAGACGACGCACUAGCAGUGGUUCCAGCUCCUGCGCAAAGCACUAGCACUAGCAGUAGUAGUAGCAGUAGUUCCAGCUCCUGCGCAAUUAUAAAGGAGGUGAACAACACGACCAAGAACAACACAGAGCUGCCCAGUACAACGACACGACCUGCCGAAGAAAUACUAGAGUCGGACGAUGGCGAGGAGCUCGUUCUGAAGACGAGACCUGGUGUGGUGGCAGCCGACGCAGGGCAGCAACGGCCGCAGGUAGGGAAUUUGCUAUCUGCGGAACUGACCAUGCAAUCUAGCACGACCUCCGAUGCUGUCGAGGAGGACGAUGGCGAGGAGCUCGUUCUUAUGAAAUGCAAAUAUCCCUGGAUGAUGUCUGGAAACUUGUGAUGCAAGAAAGGGAACAAGCGUGAGUGCACUGCAAUGCGCUGCCCCGCAUGACAAGUUUUUCCGUGGAGGUUCAGCAAAGUUGCGCACUCUCCAUUAGAAACCGCGUUUGUGCAUCACAGACGGAAAGAGCUCUUCGCGGGCACGCAAUACAGAGUUCAGAGUCAUGCCAGACUAGCAUGAUAAAUCUCGCAAUCUCCCAGACAUCCAGGGAUAUUUGCAGUCCAUAGUUCUGAAGAGACGACCUGGAGAUCGCGCUGGUCCCUCAACAGCGCAGGAGAUGAAACGGGUCGCUGCACGACCAGAGAACUUCUCCACGGACAACACGAAUGCUGGUUCUGGUUCUGGUUCCUCAACAAAUCUCGUUCAACAUCCGGUGGCGGAAGAUGAUAAAAGCAUCCCUCAAGAGAGGGUUGUUGUUUCCAACACUGCAAAUCGUGCGGAUGUAGUUGUUCAAGCCAACAACCCGGCGACGUCCAAUGCCGCAUUCUCAAACGUCGCGUCUGCCAGUACCCAGAAUAGUAUUCCGAGCACGAGCCGCGCCCCUGCAGUUGUGCAAAACGAACUCACAGUCGAAGCCGUGGGGGACCCUCCGGCAAUUAUUCCGCGAGAAGAUCAUGAUGUCGGGGCUGCUUCCUUGUCUUCAUCCUCCAACGCCGCGUUGGCAGGAACAAAUCAAAGCAACCAAACUACAUUAAAUCAGAGCACGAGUCGUGCGCCUGCAGUACAGGAAGGACCCACAGCUGAAGCGCUGCGGGAUCCGGCAAUUAUCCCGCGAGAUGCUGCCACUGCUUCCUCUUCCGCAAAUCUGGCGACAGGAAAUGAAAGCACACAGAAUCUUCUUCAGGGCAACACUAGCGCGGCCUCUGCAGAGGUGCAGCAGGAACAAAUCACAGCCGACGAGCUGUGGGACAUGUUGGGUGAGGACAAGGAUAAGCAGAGAGAUGAAGGACCAGUUCCGCGACCGCGAGAUGCUGUUGACACUGCCCCGUCUUCAAAUCCGGUGGCAGAAAACGAGAGCACGGAUGAAAAUCAGAACACGCGUGCCCCUGCAGUGCAGGAGGGACCCACAGCUGAAGUGCUGCCGGAUCCGUCAAUUAUCCCGCGAGAUGCUGCCACUGCUUCCUCCUCUUCAUCAAAUCUGGCGACAGGAAAUGAAAGCACCUCCCAGAAUCUUCAGGGCAACACUAGCGCCCCUGCAGUGCAGCAGGAACAACUCACAGCUGACGCACUCUGGGACAUGUUGGGGCAAGACGUUAGUAGGCAGAAAGAUGAAGCGGGACGACAGCCGCGAGAUGCUGAAGCUGCCUCUUCGAACCCGGUGGCAGGAACUGCAAGCACGGAAAAUCAGAGCACGCGUGCCCCUGCAGUGGUGCAGGACGGACUUUCAGCUGGUGCGCUACGGGACCCGGCAAUUCUCCCGCGGGUUGCUGCCACUUCUUCCUCUUCCUCAAGCGCUGCGGCGUCAGGAAAUCAAAGUAGCCAAAUAAAUCAGAGCACGAGCGCCCCUGCAGUUCAGGAGGAGCUCACAGCCGCAGCGCUGCGGAACCCGCCGAUCCCGGGAGAUGCUGCCACUGCUUCCUCUUCCUCUUCCUCAAACGCCGCGGUGGUAGGAAAUCAGAGCAACCAAAUGAAUCAGAGCACAACUGAUCCUGCAGUGCAGCAGGAGCAGCUCACAGCCGACGCUCUUUGGGACAUGUUGGGCGGUCAAGACGUUAAUCAGCAGAAAGAGGAAGCACGACCACUCCCGCAAUCAGAUGAUGCUGAAGCUACAUCCUCAAAUCCGGUGGCAGAAAAUGAAAGCGCCCAAAAUCAGCCUUCGAGCGCCUCUGCAGUGCUGCGGGACGACCCGCCAGUCCCGCGAGAAGAUACUGUAGCUGCUUCCUCUUCCUCCAACACCGCGGUCGUGGCAGGAGAUGCAAGCACGGAUAAUCAGGGCACGAGCGCCCCUGCAGUUGCAGUGCAGAAGGAAGUCACUACAGCCGACGCACUUUGGGACCUGUUGGGCACCAAACAAGACGGUGAUAAGCAGAAAGGUGAACAAGCACGAAGAGGACACCGACAACCCGAGCUUCUAGUAAAGCAGCCCAACACCACGACGAAGCAAGCUGCUGUCGCGUCAUCAAGUGCUUCAUCUUCCAGGCAAGCUGCUGUCGCGCCGCCAUCAAGUGCUUCUGCUUCAUCUUCUUGCGUAGGCAUGACAGUGUCCUCUCAGUCGGCAGGUCAGGUGGAACCUCCGGGGGCGCGAAGCAAUGUGCUAUUAUUGUUGGGUGGAGCAGUGGAUGCGGAGCGAAACGCCCGUGCAACCAAGCGGGGUGCGAGCAAGCUCAAGGACAACAAAGAGAAGGGGCCCAAGAAAGACGAGCCAGAGGUGCAAGCUCCGCCGAUCCAAGACAGCAGUGCUGGUGCGAGCAAGCGGGGUGCGAGCAAGCUUAAGAACAAUGAUAAAGCGGUGCCCAAGAAAAAAGAGUCGCCCAAGCGCCGGGGGCAGAGCAAGGAAAAGCAACAGCUGGGUCCAGCACCUCCGGCACCAGAAAGUGAUGCUGUGAGCCUGCUUGCGAUGAAGCGAGGGGCGAGCAAGACCAAGGAGAAGCAGCAAAACCCACCGGCAGAAGUAGUCGCAGCGGAAAACAACAAUUCCGGUAUUGACAAGAACCCGAAGCGCGAUUUGAGUCCUCCAAAGAAGAAAGACUCGGCCGAGGAAAGCAGACCGGCUCCCGCGGAAAGUAGACCACAACUUCAGAGACUACCGGCUGUUUUACCUCCACCAGCGCUCCUGCCCCUUAGGAAUGAAAAGAGCGAAGAUGACCGGCCGAGAAGCCAGGAAAGAGAACGGAGUAAGAAACGAGAACCGAUGAAACGCGGCCGCAGCAAAAGCAAGGAAAAGACCGCUGCAGCUGACCGCUUAAACGGUGAUGCAGCUGAUCGCUUCGAAAAAGAAAACGAGCGUGUGGACGAGGGGAAGCAAGGUGGUGGCAGCGAGCAACGACGAGGAAGCGUCGGGAUCGUAGAACGUGCGGAUCUAUCAAUUGCAAAUGUGUCUGGGUCUGGAAAGAAUGGGAUUUGUGAUCAUGCUAGCUGUCGAUCACAAAAAAAUCUGUAUUGCAUGAGAGGCAACAGGCGCUCAGAUUGUUGCCACUCAAAGAGGGCAUUUCUCAUGCAAAAUAGGCAUGAGCAAACCUUGGCGAGAGCUGUGAUGCUAGAGAAUGCAUCACAGGCAACAUCGGAGGCCAUGAAUGUACAAUUUGCAUGACAAACUCUCCAAAUCUUCCAGACCACCCAGACAUAUUUGCAUUUGAUAUGAUCUACCAAAACGACGCGGUCCUAGCCGGGUUCGAUCGCCUAGCGC
Amoebophrya sp. A120 is the source of this 4525-nucleotide messenger RNA. The record is from the annotation of a GenBank genome assembly. Lineage: Eukaryota; Dinophyceae; Syndiniales; Amoebophryaceae.